Acaromyces ingoldii is the source of this 1243-nucleotide messenger RNA. RefSeq names its product Lem3/Cdc50. Lineage: Eukaryota; Fungi; Basidiomycota; Exobasidiomycetes; Exobasidiales; Cryptobasidiaceae. Gene Ontology annotation, cellular component: endoplasmic reticulum; Golgi apparatus; plasma membrane. Bases 26 to 1243 code for a protein of 405 amino acids. The record is from RefSeq and is a predicted model, not a curated record. The transcript has 4 exons.
CUCCCCCGGAAAGAGAGAGAGACAUAUGGCCAUCUUCAGUCGCAAGCAGGGUGCCACCAAGGCCAAGGCGCCCGCAGAUGCGAACCGGAGCGAUGCCGGUAGCAGCUCCGGCGCGCCCGAGAAGAAGACAUUUGCCCAACGCAAGCCUGCCAACACGGCUUUCAAGCAACAACGGCUCAAGGCAUGGCAGCCCAUUUUGACACCCAAGACAGUUCUUCCCACGUUCUUCCUCGUCGGGAUCGUCUUUGCGCCCAUUGGCGCCGUGCUCUACUACUUUGCCUCCAAGGUCAGCGAAUUGCGAAUCGACUACACUGACUGCCACAACCAUGCCCAGAUGGCAGACAUUCCGCCAGAGAACUACGACUACCAGCUCUCGGGUAAGACGACGCAGACGUGGCAGAACCCACAAUGGGAGUACGUCGCCAACACGGAUUCUCCGACGGGUAUGGCGUGCAAUGUCUACUUCAACAUCCCCGAGCAGCUCGAGAGCACGGUCUUGUUCUACUACCGUCUUACAAACUACUACCAGAACCACCGGCGGUACGUCAAGAGCAUCGACCAGAACCAGCUCAUUGGCGACGUGCGCUCGCCCUCGGACCUGCAGAACAACAACUGCAAGCCACUGGGAAGGGAGGGUGACAAGGGCAUCUAUCCUUGCGGUCUCAUCGCAAACAGCAUGUUCAACGACACAUUCUUCAGCCCUGUUCUGCUUAACCCCGCGGGCAAUGGCCCGGCCAACCAGACGUAUGCCAUGAAGGAGACGGACAUCAUCUGGCCGGGCGAGAAGAAAAAGUACCAGCGGACAAAGCAGGCUGCCAGUGAUCUUGUCCCGCCGCCGUUCUGGAGGGGAAAUUUCUCGAAGAAUGCGCCCUACAGCUUCCCCAACGGCUACAACGAGGACAACAUCUUCGAUCCAUCAAACGACGAGCACUUUAUGGUGUGGAUGCGCGUCGCCGGGCUGCCGACGUUCCGAAAGCUGUACAUGCGCAACGACACAGCGCCAAUGCCCUCUGGCCGGUAUCGGGUCACCAUCUAUGACAACUACCCCGUGGCCAUGUUCAACGGGACAAAGUCCUUCAUCAUCUCAACGGUCACAUGGGUUGGCGGCCGGUCGCUCUUCCUCGGCGCGGCAUACAUUGCCACGGCAGCGCUCUGCGUCCUCCUCGGUCUCAUCUUCACAGCCCGUCACCUGAUCCGGCCGAGGAAGCUGGGCGACUUGAGCCUUCUGAGCUGGAACGAGUAG